Molecule: messenger RNA, 345 nt
Organism: Triticum turgidum subsp. durum (durum wheat)
Lineage: Eukaryota; Viridiplantae; Streptophyta; Magnoliopsida; Poales; Poaceae
Source: the annotation of a GenBank genome assembly
AUGGCGCCUGCAUCCCUCGCUUUUCCGAUCGCACCGCACUCUGUGCCAAGAAGUGGAAGUAUUUCACCCCUCACACGUGCUCCCUGCCUUACAUGUGAUGUAGAAGAAAAUAAAAAUGAGGAAGAUACUAAAAGACACAUAGAAGUAACACAUAUGAGAAAUUCAUACACCCAUCAUGUCUUGGAUGAGAAACAGUAUGAAAACUUCAAUGAAAAAUUCAGCACUGCCAAACCAUUUGGAAAUGCCACCAGAAAUGAAAAACAAUUAGGGGGUAGAUGCACUAGAGGAAGGAAAGAGGAGCUCCAGUUUGAUCCCAUACUUUGUGUCAUAAUUUCAUAUCGAUAA